Anopheles coustani is the source of this 3111-nucleotide messenger RNA. It is a transcript of the gene Ced-12, whose product is annotated as engulfment and cell motility protein 1. Gene Ontology annotation, cellular component: plasma membrane. Gene Ontology annotation, biological process: actin filament organization; cell motility. The coding region runs from base 201 to 2360 and encodes 719 amino acids. Lineage: Eukaryota; Metazoa; Arthropoda; Insecta; Diptera; Culicidae. The transcript has a single exon. The record is from RefSeq and is a predicted model, not a curated record.
UUCCUUCGCAAACAACUUUUACGUUCGUUCUGUGCGGUUUUGUGGUCGUUUUUUGUGCACUUCUGAGGACAACGCCUCGGUGAUGAGUCAGAGAUAAGCCGAGUCGUUGUGGGAACGCGUAAAAUUCUUAGAAUCCAUUGAAGGAGAGCCCGGAAACGGGGUGUAGCUUGAAGAUAACUCAGCACAGUGCAGCAGCAUAGAUGUUGCCGAAACACAGCAAAAUGCCAGCGAUAAAGGAUAGCCAUAUCGUGAAGAUUGCGGUCGAGUUCGUGAACGAUACGCAGAUGUAUCCGCAGCUGAUCGAGUUCGACCAGCGGCAACCACUGAGCGCAAUCAUUCAGAACCUGUGCAGUACCUGGGGCAUCCUGGACGCGGAGAACUACGCCCUGCAGUUCGAUGGCAUUACCUACGUCACGGAGAAGAACCGGCACGAGGUGAAGAACGGGACGGUGCUGAAGUUACGCUUUUCGCCCUCGAAAACGACCAACGAUAUUUUGGACAAGCUGAAACGCGGCACACACGACGAGAAGGUGGCGGUACUGAAGGAGCUGCAAGUGCUAAGUGCGGACAAUACCUUUGCGCUCGAGUUCAUCAAGGAGCAGGGUUUGAGUUUGAUCAUCGAUCUGAUUGAGGAGUCGAAGAGUGAGGAUCGCCUCCUGGAGUACGCCCUGUGCUCUUUCGUACAGCUGAUGGAGCACGGAACAAUUUCGUGGGAUAUUUUGGAGCAUUCGUUCAUCAUGCACAACGUGGCGUUCAUCACCGGGUCGUCGAAGCCGGAAAUCAUCCAAUCUGCACUAUCUAUAUUGGAAAACAUUGUGCAAAGCAGCAACAAGUACGCACUGGUUGAGAAGGAAAUCACCUUGGAAACGCUUCUGAAGCUCUUGCGCGACGCUGCCCGGACGCAGGUGCAGCAGAACGCAAUUGCACUGCUGAAUGCGCUGUUCAUCAAAGCAGACGAUGUGAAGCGUCGUGUUCUAGCAACGACGCUCGGUUCGAAGCAAUACCGUAGUGUCAUCAACAGUGUCAUCACGCCCACGAUGGGCGCUGAAAUGGCGCACCAGCUGUAUGUGCUGCAAACGCUCACGCUGGGCUUGCUCGAGCAACGUAUGAAGACCCCGAUGGACGUGCAGGAUCAGGAUGCGCAGGACAAGAUCAAGGAAUUGCGACGGAUUGCUUUCGAAGCGGACGGUAUCGAUCCGGACGUGACGGCUCGCCGUCAACAUGGUUCGUCCUACUCGAGCCACUACAAGAAGUUGGGCUUCAAGUGUGACAUCAAUCCGGCACAAGAUUUUUUCGAAACUCCGCCGGGAACUCUAGCGCUCGACUGUAUGAUCUACUUCGCGCGAAAUUAUACCCAAAACUACACAAAGGUGGUGCACGAGAACAGCUGCCGGGCGGACGAACACGAGUGCCCGUUCGGGCGCACCAGCAUCGAGCUGGUGAAGGUUCUGUGUGACAUCUUCCGCAUCGGCGAGUCACCGUCGGAGCAGGGGCAGGAGUUUUACCCCAUGUUCUUCACCCACGAUCAUCCAUUCGAGGAGUUCUUCUGCAUCUGCAUCGUGGUGCUGAACAAAACGUGGAAGGAUAUGCGUGCUACCACCGAGGACUUUGUGAAGGUCUUCUCGGUCGUGCGGGAACAGAUCGUACGCAGUAUCGUUGGUAGGCCGGCAAGCCUGGAGGAUUUUAAGUCGAAAAUUCAUACCUUCACGUACAACACGAUCACGUCGCUACGACAACAGGAACGGACGUCGCGCGAAGAAUGCGAAUCGACAGCGUCGGCCAUCGUGAGCCUGAAGGAGAAGAUAACGCCGGAAAUCCGAGCGCUCAUCAAGGAGCAACGGCUUGGGUAUUUGAUCGUCGGUACGCGCUUCUGCAAGUACUCGGGUGGGAAGCGCGAGCGGGAUAAGUAUUGGUACGUGCGCCUAUCGCCGAACCACAAAGUGAUCCACUAUGGGGACUGUGACGAAAAGACGGUCCCGACGUUGGAGGAACUGUCGAACAAGUUGGCCGUGAUCGACAUCCGCCAGAUGCUGGUCGGCAAGGAGUGUCCGCACAUGAAGGAAAUGCGCUCGAAGAAGGCCUCCACGCCGCUCGGGUUUUCUCUGGUGCCCGAGAGCAGCGAGCAAACGACGCUCGACUUUAUCGCACCGGAUGAGGCAACGUUUAACUACUGGACGGACGGGAUCAACGCACUGCUCGGUCAGCCGAUGGCGAGCAAGCAGCAGGAGGAGGACUUCGAGACGCUACUUUCGAUGGAGAUUAAGCUGCGACUGCUCGACACCGAGGGAGUGGACAUUUCGAAGGACCCCCCGGCGAUACCACCGGAACCGGAAAAUUACGACUUUUGUUUCGACAGCUAAACGGCACGAGGGAAUGGCCAAAACGAUGAACAAUAACUCACGACAUUUUAUUUACGACAUUUAAACCAAAGUUAUCAUCGAGAGGAAGCGUAAAAGAAUCGGGCAUUUUAAGCCUUAGUCAAAAAAAGUUUAUCCUUUUACAUUUCGAGUCUCCAAAAGUUAAUGAGGGAAGUAAUGUUUAUUUUUGUAUCUUUAAAUCGUCAUUCUCACGAGCAAUACUUAGGGAAUUUAAUAGAUUUUUUUAAAAUUCAUAAACAAUAUGAUAAAGGGAGCAAUUGUUUUGGAACAUAAGUUGAUGUAGACAACAAACCGAAAAAAAACGUACCGAAGCGUUGCAUGCACAAAAGCGAAAAAAGCAAUUUAAGUUGGUAUGCAUAAGUUGAUAGGAAACCAAAUAUUCCACGCACUGUGUGUUUGCAAUGUAAUACUUCAGCAUUUUAUUUUUACAGUGUUCAAUGUGCCCAGUAUCUCGUUAACCGCUUUCCGAUAAAUUGUGCUGCCGUAUUAUCUACAGCCUCAGUAUGUAGUAUCCCAAUUCCUAAUGUUUUUCCUCUUCCUUACAUUCUCGAGGCGAGCUGGCCAACAUUUGCAAAAUUGCAAGCCAAUUAAGUAGCGUAGUUUUUUUGUGGAAUUGUAUCGUAAUAUUGAGGAUACGUGCUUUCUUUAGCAUAAAUAUGAGCAUAAGUAAGAAGAUGGAAAAACUGUACGGAUAUAUAAAAAUAAAACCUAUAUGCGCAAACCAUUUUUUUAU